Molecule: messenger RNA, 1525 nt
Organism: Xiphias gladius (swordfish)
Lineage: Eukaryota; Metazoa; Chordata; Actinopteri; Istiophoriformes; Xiphiidae
Product: SH3 and cysteine-rich domain-containing protein 3-like
Exons: 13
Coding region: 299-1381 (360 amino acids)
Biological process (GO): positive regulation of voltage-gated calcium channel activity; skeletal muscle contraction; positive regulation of protein localization to plasma membrane
Cellular component (GO): extrinsic component of cytoplasmic side of plasma membrane
Molecular function (GO): protein binding
Source: RefSeq, a predicted model, not a curated record
AAUACACACACAAAAUUAUUGAUAAGUACACAAAUACAGAGAUAUGCUCACACCCCAAGCCUGAAAUCACUUUGGAAAUCACCUGGAGGGACUAUAGGGUGAAUAGAGAAAGGGGUCCAGGGUUUUAACACAGAACCCCGAGGGCCUGCAGUGGGAAGGCAGGUUGGUCGGCUGGUUUGUUAGACUCAGGUCCACCGGCCAUACAGCACUCCAGUCAUCGCCAGCAGGUGAAGGAUUCAUUCACAGGGACUCACCAACACAACAGGCGAGGAAGCACUGACAUUGUCCACCCAACACCAUGGACCAGGAGGAUGACAAAAACUCAGUGGAUAUCCAUGACAAUCCACCAGCUCCUGACAAUGUAGUGAGGGAGGACGGAGACACCGUCUAUUUCAUAUAUGAGGAGGAGGUGGAAGUGGAGGAGAAGGAACCGGAACCUCCUCCCAACCCAGCUCUGCGGGUCAACGACAAACCCCACAAGUUCAAGGACCACUACUGCAAGAAACCCAAGUUCUGUGAUGUCUGUGCUCGCAUGAUCGUCUUGAACAACAAGUUUGCUCUGAGGUGUAAAAACUGCAAGACAAACAUCCACCAUGCAUGUCAGUCAUAUGUCGAGUUCCAGAGAUGCUUUGGCAAAAUUGUGAGUCCUGUUCCCUCUGCUGUCGUGCUCUGGGAAUGGAUUUCAUUCUCUGGGAAACAACAAUAUCUACAGUACAGUAUCCCGCCUGGCUUCAGAAGGGCCUACAGCUCCCCCCUGUACAGCAGUGACCAACCAGAUUCAAACAACCCAAACCGGAACGACCCCGUCUUUGACACCCUGCGGGUCGGUGUCAUCAUGGCAAAUAAGGAGCGCAAAAAGAAUGAAAAUGACAAGAAAAAUAUGAUGAUGAUGAUGGAGGAAGAGGAAGAAGAGAACCAACAGCCCAAAGAGAGUGAGGAGGGAGGAGAAGGGAAGCCUGAUGAUAAGAAGGACAAAGGAGGAGACAAAGCAGAUGAUAAGAGUAAGGGCACAUUCUCCCAGUCCCACUAUUACCUGGCUCUCUACCGCUUCAAGGCCAUCGAGAAAGACGACCUGGACUUCCACCCUGGUGAUCGGAUCACAGUCCUGGAUGACUCCAAUGAAGAGUGGUGGAGGGGAAAGGUGGGAGAUAAGGCAGGCUACUUCCCCACCAACUACCUCAUAAAAGUGCGUGCUUCGGAAAGAGUUUACAAGGUGACACGCUCCUUUGUAGGGAACAGAGAGAUGGGACAAAUCACACUGAAGAAAGAUCAGAUUGUGGUGAAGAAAGGAGAUGAGAAAGGCGGCUACUUGAAGGUCAGCACUGGACGCAAGCUGGGCUACUUCCCUGCUGAUCUGCUGCAGGAGAUCACUGUGACAUAAAAACCAUGAUAUGCAAUGAAAGAGCCUGCAACACACUUUAAAUAUCAGCACAAACUUGGGCAAACUGUUUGGGAGAUCCUCCUGAUCUUUCAGCAAUGUUCUAUAUUUGUUACCCAAAAAAAAAAAAAAAAAAAAAAAAAAAAA